Centropristis striata (black sea bass) is the source of this 525-nucleotide messenger RNA. It is a transcript of the gene pla2g10, whose product is annotated as phospholipase A2 group X. The transcript has 4 exons. Lineage: Eukaryota; Metazoa; Chordata; Actinopteri; Perciformes; Serranidae. Gene Ontology annotation, biological process: lipid catabolic process; phospholipid metabolic process; arachidonate secretion. Gene Ontology annotation, molecular function: phospholipid binding; calcium ion binding. The coding region runs from base 64 to 525 and encodes 153 amino acids. The record is from RefSeq and is a predicted model, not a curated record.
GCUUCAGUCACUGAGUGUAAGUGAAGCACGCUUGGUGUCAAGUUCACUUGCCUGUUGCAUGCCAUGACGCCGUUUUACCGGAUACUUCUGCUGUUAUCUGUGGCUGCGGCCUCUGUGGCAACACACAGGUCCCAGCGGGCAAAACGAGGGUUACUGGAGUUGGCUGGAACUAUCAAAUGCAGCACCGGGAGAUCUGCCUUAUCUUACAUAGGGUAUGGAUGCUACUGUGGACUGGGUGGUCAAGGCUGGCCCAGAGACAAGGCAGACUGGUGUUGCCACAGACAUGAUUGCUGUUAUGGAGAUGCAGAACAACUCGGCUGCUAUACCAAGACAGCCAAGUAUCGCUGGAAGUGUGAGGACAGGAAAGCUGAAUGUGAUGAUUUGGACGACAAAUGUGAAAAGCUGCUGUGCAAGUGUGACAGAAACGCUGCUAAAUGCUUGAGUAAAGCACCUUACAACCAAAAAUAUGCCUUUUGGCCAGAUGUCGCCUGUGGUGAUGUACAUCCGAUGUGUACCAUUUACUGA